This is a messenger RNA of Wasmannia auropunctata (little fire ant), 543 nucleotides long. It is a transcript of the gene ATPsynCF6, whose product is annotated as ATP synthase-coupling factor 6, mitochondrial. The transcript is spliced from 4 exons. Gene Ontology annotation, molecular function: proton transmembrane transporter activity. The record is from RefSeq and is a predicted model, not a curated record. NCBI's taxonomy places the organism in Eukaryota, Metazoa, Arthropoda, Insecta, Hymenoptera, Formicidae. The coding region runs from base 164 to 463 and encodes 99 amino acids. Gene Ontology annotation, biological process: proton motive force-driven ATP synthesis.
AUCUAGUUUAUGGACUCCCUUUACGUCACUCUUAAUUGGUUCUUCUCGAUUACUCCGGUGAUUGUCUUUUUAAAGAAAAUACGGAGUUGUAUGUGUUGUAGGUGCUAAACACAAUAAAAAUAAAUGCAUUAACUAUUUAAUGACAUACAUAUGACAUGCAAUCAUGCUGAGGUCACGUCUCGCCAGUGUACCGAAAGCUAUUAAACGUAACAUCAGCACCAAUGUUCCCGCUUUGCAGAAAGCAACUGAUCCUAUACAGCAGCUCUUCCUCGACAAACUCCGGGAGUACAAGUCCAAAGGCGGAAAUGGAAAAUUGGUUGACCCCAGUCCAGAAAUUAUAAAAGAACGGCAAUCCGAAUUAGAGAAACUUAGCGCGCAAUAUGGUGGUGGGGAAGGAGUAGAUAUGACAAAAUUUCCUCAGUUCCAAUUUGUGGAUCCACCUGUGGAUACGGGUAAAAAAUGAACAUAUAUAUGUUGAUAUGUAUCAUAGCAUACUCAUGUACUGUUGAACUAUUAAAUAUUAAGUAAUUCAUCCUAAAAAUA